Molecule: messenger RNA, 915 nt
Organism: Hyla sarda
Lineage: Eukaryota; Metazoa; Chordata; Amphibia; Anura; Hylidae
Product: carcinoembryonic antigen-related cell adhesion molecule 10-like
Exons: 5
Coding region: 137-670 (177 amino acids)
Source: RefSeq, a predicted model, not a curated record
ACGCCCCUUUCCAGUCAGCUCCCAGCUGCUCACGUGACUCGGCGACUCCAUGGUUACUUGCGGCUUCGAAAAUGAAAGUAAAGUUUCCAGGAAGUGCUCUCUACACCCGCACUCCUAAAUCCGGACCGUGGUCGCUAUGAGGUUCUGCCUCCUGUCAGUUUUCUUGGCCUCAUGGAUGCCAUCCGUCUCAGGAAUCUCCAUUGAAAUUAACCCGCCUAAUCCACUGAUAAAUGACACUGUUCUUCUCAACGUCGUGGGUAUAACGGGAACAUUCAGAUAUUCAGACUGGUACAGAGGACAGGGCACAAAUGCUACCAAUCAGAUCAUAAGGAUCAACGACCGUGGGAAUGUCAUCGCUGGACCCAAGAAUUUUCCGGAAGCCAGUCUGGUCUCUAACGGAUCAUUACAGAUAACCAAGGCCCAGAAAUCCCAUGAAGGAUAUUACACUGUGAGCGUACAAGCGAAUCAGCUAUUACAGGCCGAAGUGAAUUUGAGGAUACUUGAUCCCAGUGAACCGACCAGGCCCCCUUACACGCCCAGACUAUUAAGUGGUGGUGCAAUAGCAGGAAUAGUCAUAGGUGUGCUAGUGUUUGUUGCCCUUAUUGUAGCAGCACCAUAUUUAUAUAAGAAAUACGGCUCACCUGAAAAACCUCAAGAUGAAGUUCUAUGAAGCUGUGAACAAAAAACAAACAAACCUGAACCAGGAAGAACACUGCAGGAUGCCUGGAUGUACCUUUACCUGUGCUGUAACAUUUUUUGGACUUGUGUUCGUCUGUGUAUCUCCCAAAGUACUUUGCAUAUAUGUCAUAUAUUACAAAUGAGAGAAAUUCCUCCCCGGCAUCAUUACCAUGUGCCUUUUUAUCUUUGUGUAUUCUUUUAAACUUUAUUUUGCUAUUAAAUUAAAAAUGUUUCUAU